Molecule: messenger RNA, 6396 nt
Organism: Caenorhabditis auriculariae
Lineage: Eukaryota; Metazoa; Nematoda; Chromadorea; Rhabditida; Rhabditidae
Source: the annotation of a GenBank genome assembly
AUGUUCCGAAGGUCUUGUGAAGCUAUUUUUGGCGGGUAUUGUCGCUCCAAUUAUAACUUUUUGUAAAAAAAUGUUAUUCAGGUAUGCUCACGUCGUUAUAGAGUACCCAUUGUGGGUUAUCAGCAGUAGCGUCGUCCUUUGCAGUAUUUUGACCGCAUAUUCCGGGUAUUAUCAUCACGGGACCAUCGACUUCGAUCCAAAGAAGGUUUUGUCAUCUUUGAAUAGAGAAGUUAUGUGAUGGUUUAGGGCUUUGAAACGCGAGGAACGCAUUUAUCAGCGGCUCGUUUAACACUGAAUGCGAUUCAUAGGGAGCAAGUCAAAGCAGAGAGAAUUCUUCGUUGGUUCUAUGAGUCAGUUUUGUCGUUAUACACUUGACGAAAGCUUUAAAAAGGCUAUUGAAUGGGGGAAUUUUGCAAAAAAUAGCGAAGUUGAGCUUUUUUCGGGAUGUUCAUAAAUCGAGUACUAUACUUGAAAAAGCUCGAAUGAAUCUUUUUCAAAUUUUCGUAAGUUUUUGAAAACAAGUUUCGAAGUUUCGCGGGAAAAGGGCAAUUACUGUGGAAUUAUCAAUUGAUCAAAACCCAUUUUUUUUUCACAAAGUUCCCAUUCUAAAACCUGUCAAAAAUUUUAAUUCGAAUUGGUUUUCGACUAGUAUUCUUCAACUUUCUGUUUCAAGGAGUUCUGUGAAUACCUCAACAAAAAAUGAAAUAUUUAUCUUUAGGUCGGACAUCAAUCGUAAAGGAAGGGAUGUUAAGGAAAAAUAUUCUACAAGUCCAUCAAUUACUAACUCGACUUCAGAGCCGAUUUCAGUUGAUUAUGAUGAUUAUGGGUAAAACUAUCAAAGAUGAACUUUUAAAAAAAAUUUGAUUAAGAGUGAGUCCAGAGCCAAACGCCAGCGACUUGGAAGAUCCUUGUGAAUCGUUUGCCGCCCUUGGCGACAAAAUCCCAUUCGAGGUUGUGGAAUAUUUGGCGAAAAUAAUGAUAAAAGUCAGAAGCUACGAAGAGGUACAGGAAAUCAGCCAAAGCUCAUAAUUUCGAAAAAGUUCAGCUUUUCUCUGUGCCCACUAUGAAGCAUCUUUGUCGAUUAGAUCAAGUCGUCGAAGAAACGAUUUUCGUGACUAAUUUCACCAAUCCAGCGGCGAAUUUGAAACAUUCUUUCAAUAUUCCGCUCUACACGACUUGCCCGAACCUUAAAACUGCGAACACUUGCGAUGCCAUCAAUGAAAAAGAGUAAGGAGGGCCUAGGGAUUUUUUUAAGGUGAUCAGGGCUAGGGUUGCACGGAAUCCCGUUUAAAAAAAAAUUAUAUAUAUUUGCUUAAUUGAUUAGUUGCUUGUUCCGAUUUCCGUGGUGCUACGACGAGUUUUCCAUUGGCAAAGAGUACUGUAUGUGAAAGUCCGCAUUCGGUUUGUGCACUUUGCGUGUUUGCACAUUGCAAGAUUCCCCAUUUUUAUUUUUUUGUAACGAGUCAUAAUAAAUAGUUGAUUCAGUUUAAAUGUUUAUUUUAUGCAAAGUGCAAGCACGCAAAGCCCACGCGCCAAAUGCGGAAUUUCACAUACAGUACUCUUCGGAAGAGGAAAACUCACCCUUUUCGAAAAAAUUUCGUAGCAAGCACCAUUUUCGACUUCCGCGGCUUUUACUUUCCGUCUCCCGCAUUUUUUUGAAAAAAGUUUCCUUUCGUGCAACCCUUUUUAAAGCCUUCCUUUUUAAAAAUUAUUCAAGUUCAUAUUUUUGAAAAACUAAAAAAUUGAAUUUCAGUGUUUCCGACUUUCGACGGUUAUUGGAGCUAUGCCGGAGGAACUCGACAGAAGCCAUUUGCUCAGCCUCUUCCAUCAAUCAAGUCAUUCAUUUUUUGCUGCCCAAAAGUCAAUCGAAGCAAAAUAUCAUCUCUGUUGUGCUCAAAGUGAGGCAAAAAAAAUCAGUUUUUUGUUUAAUCCGUGACCCUAGGUAACAAUGUACAAUGGGAAAGACCGGGAGUUCUACGACCAAUUGGAGAAAAAUUUGGCAAAAUAUCUCGGAGAUUCGGAAUCGACGCAGUUGGUCGGAGUCUCGUUCUACCUGAAAGAUAAGAUUUUCGUGGAAAGUCUCCGAAAUGAUACCAUACUUGCUGGUAUUUCAGGUUUGAAAGUGUUCGAAAACUCGAAAUAAGGAGUUUAUUCAGCAUUCCUCGUCUUUUUCUGCUUCCUCGUGUACUCCAGAAGCGUCCUUUUCACAUUUUUCAUCCUCCUCAUUGUGGCUUUCUCAACGACUGUUGCUUUCUUCAUUUAUUCAGUUUCGACUAAAUAUCGAAGUUAGAAAAUAGUAUAAAUUUUUAGGUAAUACUAGGAAUCGACUUUUUUCCGUUCAUCAACCUGCUUGUCGUUGUUCUUCUAGUUUCUAUUGGAGCGGAUGACGCGUUUCUUCUGCUCGUUUAUUUCCGACGAGAAGUUAAAGUUCGUGCUCGGGUUUGUUUGAGAAGUUGAUAAAAUAAUAAAAUGACCAGAGAUUUGCCCAAAUUUGAUUCCCUUUUCAAUUGUUCGAACUAGUUCUUUAUAUCCGAAAAAACAUGAUUUAAAUAUUUUUUUCAGAAACUAUCCAACCUCGAAUACAAAAUUGGAACGAUCUACAUUCCGCUCUACCGCAAAACGGAUUUGAUUGCAAGAAGCCUGCGUCUCUCGCUGCACCACGCUCUUUCUUCAAUGUUCGUCACCUCCCUGACGACCGCCAUCGCUUUCCUGACAAAUCUCGCCAGUCCGGUUUUAGUACUACGGUAGAUUUUACGAAUUUAUCUUUUUGUUCGUUGACAAAAGAGCUAUGGUGGAAAAAAAUGAAGUCAAGGAAAUGAAUGGGGAGAAAAAAAAAGGUUAAAAGUCCAGUCUACACCCUUCAGUUUUUUGAAUACCAAAUACUCAGACUAUUUCUGUUUGGGUCGCUAAAGAGGAGAGGCUCAGAAAAAGCAGCAAAAAUAAUUUCUUUUUGACCUUUACAUUUUUCUAGAAAUUUAAAGGCCUAAGAAAUGUUGGAAAAAGAAAUAGGGAACAAAAAAUGGUGCACAAAAGCCGAUAAAACAUCGCAAAAAGGCAGAAAAAAGGGAAAAGUUAUGUGGAGCCUUUUUCGAUCCUUUACGACUCUGCCUAUGAUUAUUGUACCUUUCUGGAAAAAAAUAUUUUUAAAAUAAGCUAGUUUUUUUGAAGACACGAUGUGAAAAAUUUGUUCCGUUCUUAAGGAAAUUUUGAAACCAUUUCGGUGCAUUAAAAAAAUAACACGGUUUUUGAUUUUUAUUCGUUUUCUUAAAAUAAAGAAUAAAUGCAAAAAGGACGAAUUCCAGGUGCUUUGGCAUAUUUGCCUGCAUCACGAUCAUCACCAACUACGUACUGGUCCUACUGAUACUCCCUGCCGCUAUCAUUCUGAUCAAACCGGUCCGAACUCAACAUUCCCGUUUUCGAGUCACCAAAAUCGGCGACGAAAUCUCAAAAUGGGAGAUUUCUCAUCGCUGUGCCUUGUUUGUCCACGGCCUCAAAUACGUCAUCACAUUUUUGGCGAUCGUCAUCUCAAUUGCCUGUGCCAUUGUAGUCAUUUAUAAGCCUGGAAUGCAAUUGCCCCGAUACAAUCCGACUAAGGUACUGGAAAAAUGAGUAGAGGAUUAUAAUGGCAUGUUGAAGCUCCUGGUUGACAGCAACCGGCACGAGUUCUUCGACAAUAACCUUCAUUUUUUCGAUUUCGAAUGGAAAAGAUCUCCAAGGCUCGUGCAGAACUUUGCGCUUGGCAUUCCGUUGAUCAAGUUUGAAAAAUAAUCAAACUGAAAAAUAAAAAAUUUUAGAUCUUCCAACUCUCUCAGUAUCACAUCUAACCCUUCGUCCCUCUCGCUGACCUCGAAUUUUGAAUUAACACGGGAAAAGUUGAAUACUUAUAAGGUAGCUCUAUGUUUCAACAUGGUUGGGUUCCGAAGAGGCUGGGAGAAUUCUAGUGGCCACUUUAGAUUUCCGACGUUUCAGUGGCCGCUUAAGCAGUUUAGGUGGGCGCUACUAGACCACUAAAACAACUUUAGUGACCACUAACUAGUAAGACGUGAACUAGUGGCUCUUUAGUGAUCACUUGGAAGUCUUGAUUUUUUAGAGGCCACUGUAGUAGUCGAAUAUGUUGCCACUCGAGCCUCUUUCUUUCACUUUAGUGUUCUCUCCAAGUAGUCCUCGAAGAACCUCUUAAGUGAUCACUAAAAUUUUCUUAGGGACUAUUGUAAAAUGAUUGAAAGUUUGUACACGAGAAACGUCGAAAAAUUCAAGAAUAAUUAGCAUUUUCAAAUGGAUGCUCUCAUAAAAUGUAUAGGAUGUACCCAGAAAAUCAAACUCAUCAAAAUUUCUGAAGUCUUCAGAACAUUUUCCGAGAAAUCGCGUCGAAAUAUGAGAAAAAUGCCACUUCUUGGGCUGAGGCAGCGUGGAACUCGAAAGAUGAAUGUUUUAAACGAAAGGUUUCUCACUCAUUUUUUUUUCAAUUAGAUUGACUAGCUUCAGAUUAUUACGAGCGCGUGUGUCAUGAAAUUCGCGGCUUCAACUGAUCAUUUGCCAUACGAAUUCCCGGACGAUUCUGCAGUCCUUCCCAGUGAUGGUCCCCUCAUCAACAAUGACUUUGAAAUUUUCGGGUUCUCGAAUAAUAUUUUAAUCCUUACGUUUUUAUUUUUAAGAUACUUUUUUUCGAUCCCAACGCAAGAGCGUCUUCGUGUGGAUGCCGACGCGAUCGAACGUGUUUUCGGGGAGAUCGAUGGAACUUGUUUGAAAUUGAAAAGCUUGACAGGUGAGUUCAAUAAGAUUUUUUGAAGACGGCAAGAUUAGAAAAAAAAAAUUUCUCGAAAUUUCAUUCUGGAGCUUUUCUUUCAUUGCGGAAUGACCCGUAUUGUCAGUAGCUCUGUUUCAAAUCAUUAAACGCCUCAGAAUAGUGCACGGUGUGUCCGAUUUGCGUUAUCAAAUCCAAUUAAUGCAAGUCUUCUCUAUGGACAAAGUCAGCGAAAUUUGAAAUAUUCUUGGAAAAUACUUUUUUUUUUGAUUAAAGAAAAGAUUUAUAUUUUAUUUCCACCUUCAGACGACGUUCCAUUGUGCCUUUCCUCAUCGGAAAUCACUCGGUUCUACGAUAUCAUAUCCCAGUUGAAGUAAAUUUGUCUUACUUUCCAUAAAACUUUCAAACUUCAGAUCUUCAAGUUUAUCGUCCGUGUUGAUUUCUAUUGGGAUCUGCCUCCUGGUUGUUGUCUUGUGUACCAGAGUCCUCACUUUAUCGAUUUUCGCCCUCAUCAUCAUUUUCUUCAUUAUCUUGUGGACGAUUGCUGUGCUGGCGCUUCUAGGUAGGUACUGGGAAAAACUUUAGGUGCCCCUUAAGAGGUUCCUUAAGGACUAUUGGAGAGGGCACUGAAGUGACCAUAAAAACCACUAUUGAGCCACUAUCUUGCGUUUUGGUGGCCCCAAAAGUAGUUUCUAGUAAGCUAGUAGUACCGUUUAGACUUCUAGAAAUUUCGAGUACUUCAGGGGCAACUAAAACUUCAAAAGAUUUUUUUAGGCUGGCAACUGAGUGUAGUUGAAUCGACGAUCCUCGUGAUCACUAUCGGAUUGAGUUUCGAUUAUACGCUGCACUACGCCGUUGGAAUGCGCGAGGCCAAGUUGGCUCCGAUGGUGGAAAAAAUUGGGUACUUUAAUAUAUCAAACUGGGAAAGGAUUAUUGAAAACAGAGAAGUGCACUCGACUGCCGGUGUCGCCUGUUCCUUGGGAGCCGUCACGUUGUUCCUCGCCGGAGCGCCAUUGCUUUUCUCACAAACUGCCGCUUUUUCCCAGGUUUUUCGGUUGUCCAUUGAAUCGAUAGAUAGGAUUACAAUCAAAUUGAAAGAUAUUGAAGCGCUUUGAACUCAUUUUUUCUGAAACUUAAAGCCUAUUCACAAACUGUCGUUUUCUACAGUUUUUAUUCUCAAAUUCUCAUCUAAAUAUGUGGGCCUAAAACUUGGUAUUUGAAUUUUUUCUUCCUUAAAAAUAGAUUUUUUUAUUCGGUCCCAAUAUAAUAAGAUUCCUUCACAUAUUACAAUUUUCUGAAGCCUGGCCAAACAUUUUUUGAUUUUCUGAUUGAAAGCUUCCAACUGGUCUUUCGAAGGCCUUGAAAAUCCAUUUCCUGGAUCUUUUGCAAUAAAAUGGAAUAGGCUUUUUUUUCAAAAAUGAUUCAUUAUGUUGGAUACGACUCUUAGGAUUUCCUUCUAAUUAAUUUAAGCUUUGUCGAAUUUUCAGAGAACUCUGAGUUUUUGAGCAUUAAUUUUUUCCACUUAUUAUAUUUGACAGGUUGGCACGAUGCUCGUUGUUUUGAGUUUCACGUCGAUUUUCGGGGCCGCCGUCGUCUUUCCGGCCUUCAUUGCGGUAUUCAAUUGUAAAAGGGUUUUAGUAACUAGGAUGUGA